GAAGCUUUAAUUAGGUACCUAGCCAACGGUCGGAUGACAGAAUUUCUUUCUCCAUCGCAUGACGAAAUUGUCCACAGACGACGCAGCUCACACACGUCUUUGGAAUGAUGGGCAGGAAGACUUACGAAGCCGAAUCCGGCUCCGACAUGGAGGAUGGUGGCGCCAAGCUCAAUGCACCUACGCAGGCUAAUGUUGUGAAGUCAACCGACGCCAUGGAUAUAGACGUUCCCCCGACCCCGGCCGAGAAGAGACAGGCAGCGGCCGCUGCACGAGCCGAACGCGCUGCGCGUAGGAAACAGAGACGUGAGGAACUCGCAGCGCAAGGGAGCUCACAGAUCUCCUCGCUUGCUAGCACACCGAACCCCGAAUCCGAACCUGCGUCACCCACAAAGACCAGCCAGGAAAAAAAGUCAAGAAGAAAGAAGACGGAGAAGAAGGCCCCCAAGAAGGCGGUCAAUGCCGAGGAGACGGACGAGAAGGCUGAAGAAAAUGUCCCAGAGGCUUCAGCGGCAGAGACAGAUACUCCCAGCGAGUCCAUCUCCUCGGCCGUGGCACCCGCGACCGACACCGAGCCGUGUCCCUUCGUGAUCGACGUAAAACCCACCAAGUUCGAGGCCAAAAGCACAUCCGUGACGGGCUACACCACAUCGAACGCACCCAGCUCGGUCAGCGGGGCCGACUCGCAACACAAGGGCCUCAACCGCGCCGCGCGGCGGCGGUUGAUGCAGAUUGAGAACCGGCGGCUGGCUAUCAAGAAGGAACUCGGCAUCGCGGUCGACUCGGACGACCGCCAGGCCGAGGUGGACGCCCUCCUGUCGGCGUGGACGACACAAUUCGACGAGAGGGCCGAGGCGCGCGCGGCCAAGAAGGCGGCCAAGAAAGAAUCGGCUCGGUCCAAUGCAAAGGGUAAGCUUCUCAAAGGACACAGCACCAACAAUUACGAGAAGCAGAAGCAGAUAAAAAAGCAGAAACUAAAAGAGGCCCUGAGAGCCCGGCAGGAAGGCAGCUAGGGGCGAAGCUGGCCGAACUGCGGCUCGACGGCCCGCCGACCACCGGAAGGAAUCAGGCGUUCUGAGGAGUAAUAGGCACGAGGGCGUGGAGUAGGGUGGAAAGUAUAAAGUGAAAGAUAAAAUACUUCAUGUUGGCGUCUAGCGGGUAAUGUAAAGAUGGGGGGAUGAAACACUCAAAAAGUACAUAUCGAGCAGAAGCACUUCGCAUCUCGUGGCGAAAGAAUACAUACGUCGUUCAAUUCCGUCCAA
Colletotrichum navitas is the source of this 1259-nucleotide messenger RNA. RefSeq lists its product as uncharacterized. Lineage: Eukaryota; Fungi; Ascomycota; Sordariomycetes; Glomerellales; Glomerellaceae. Bases 105 to 1010 code for a protein of 301 amino acids. The record is from RefSeq and is a predicted model, not a curated record. The transcript is spliced from 2 exons.